AUGAAGUUUAUUAGUUUGUUUUUAUUUUUUUCCAUAGUUUAUUCGGCUACUUUGAGAUUGAUACCUCCUUCUCAGGACGAUUUUUAUAAACCUGCUCCAGGAUAUGAAGAUGCUCAAUUGGGAGAUAUUUUAAAAUAUAGGCCUACUCCACAAUUAAUAACUUCAUUUUAUUUUAAUUUUACAUUAAAAAAUUCAUGGCAAAUUCAAUAUAGAUCAGAAGAUACAUUUGGAAAUGCAACUGCAAUAAUAUUAACCGUAAUGGAACCAUAUAAUGCCGAUCCUAGUAAAGUUUAUUUGUAUCAGACAUUUGAAGAUCUGUCCAAUAUUGACUGUUCUCCAAGUUAUGGAUUUCAAAAUAAUGCACCAUAUUCGACAAUUGCAUCACAAAUAGAUUUAACUUUUCUUGGACCUGCUUUAAUGAAAGGUUACUAUGUGAUAUCUCCCGAUUAUGAAGGUCCAAAAUCGUCAUUUACUGCUGGUUGGCAAAGUGGAAGGGCCACAUUAGAUGGAGUUAGAACAGCUUUAAAAAGUUUUAAUAUAACAGGUAUUGAUUCAGAUGCUCAAGUAAUGUUACAUGGUUAUCUGGGGGGAUCAAUUGCUACUGGUUGGGCAGCAAGUUUACAAAGUACUUAUGCACCAGAAUUGAAGGAAAAUCUAAUUGGAGCUUGUGUAGGUGGUUUUGUUACAAAUAUUACUGCAACUGCUAGUGCUGUUGAUGGAGGGUUGUUAUCAGGAUUAACUGCAUUAGCUUUAAAUGGGUUAAGUAAUGAAUAUCCAGAAUUUCAAAAAAUAGUAUAUGAAAAAAUUAGUCCAAAAUGGAAUGAAACUUUUGCUGAAGGUGAGAAAGAUUGUCUCGUGGAUAGUGUAUUUGCAUUCAUGGGUGAUGAAAUGUUAAUGGGAGAUGAUCCAUUUUUUCCUGGUGGUUAUGACUUAUUAAAAAUUCCAUACGUGAAUCAGGUAGUUCAAGAAAAUUGUUUAAUGAAUUUAAAUGAGACAUAUUUACCUGAAAUUCCAAUUUUUAUAUAUCAUGGGACUUUUGAUGAAGUUGUUCCAAUUAAAGAUGUCAGGGUAGUUGUUGAUAAUUGGUGUUCUAGGGGAAUUGAAAGUUUAGAAUUUGCUGAAGAUUUAUUAAAUGGGCAUAUUAGCGAACAGUUAAUAGGAGGCCCUGCAGCUUGGACGUGGAUAGAGAAAAUGUUUGAGGGUGGUGAACCAGUCAAAGGUUGUUCUCAUACUACAAGAAUUGAAAAUAUAAUGUAUCCUAAUAUAAGUGAUGAUACUUUUGAAUACUUUUAUAAAUAUAAAGUUGUAUUGACUGAAAUUGCAGAAUCUUUUGAUAAUACAACUAUUGGUCAUAUUGCUCAAAGUUUACUUGAUAUGUAG
Insectozyma verbasci is the source of this 1380-nucleotide messenger RNA. The record is from the annotation of a GenBank genome assembly. NCBI's taxonomy places the organism in Eukaryota, Fungi, Ascomycota, Pichiomycetes, Serinales, Debaryomycetaceae.